AUGAUUCAACUACAACAGCAGCAGUAUCAAUUAAUUCCACAAGUGAUUAACUUUCUUGUCCUCGCAAAAUAUUUUAGUACUGAUAUCUAUCUCUAUCCUAACUUUCCAGCUACCGUUAUCAUCACCACAACAACACAAACAACUACAACUACAACUGUAACCAUAACCUAUUCGAGUUUAUAUCCAGCGCCUGUGAACAGUUCAGCGGCAGCAGCUGGAACUUAUCGAACAAAUCUAUUGCUGAACGGUGAUGGUGAAACUGGACCUUGUGCAACCGGUGGUACAUACGAAGCCCCAACCGAUUGGUCUCCAAUUGGUUCUAUCACACAAGUAUCGUACACAGACACAAAUGCAAAUCAAAAUUCAGGAACACCAGGACCGAGUUGGAUUAUUAACGAACAAGACAACGUGUGGCAUGUACAAAUGAGCGUGAUCAAUGAAGGUGACGAAUUUAUUCAGUUAGACAAUUGUUUCGAUGUUAUUUUGCUUCAAUUAUGUAAAACGUUAAGUCGAAUACCACCCAUACAAAUGGAUGAAGUUAACAAGAUGGUAUUAAACAGAUGUCGAUUGCAUUGCAUGCAUGAUGAAGCAGAACUAGAUCGAAUAAAUGAGUUUGAAAACAGUUAUCGUUCAGAUGCUGCUAUUCGAUGGCAUACAAAAGAUUCAUUUCUCUUUCGUUUACUGAACAGUGCGCGAUGUACAAAUGAUAUGAAUACAGCUAAUCAUCAGAACCUUCUUCUCCUUUUAAUUGUAUGUGUACAACGAAUACCAACGCAAAAAGCAGAAUAUGAUAAUAUACGAUAUAACAAAACAUGUUUUGUUUCUGAUUACGGCUGA
This is a messenger RNA of Didymodactylos carnosus, 837 nucleotides long. NCBI's taxonomy places the organism in Eukaryota, Metazoa, Rotifera, Eurotatoria, Philodinida, Philodinidae. The record is from the annotation of a GenBank genome assembly.